AUGGAAGAGUUUUCCGAAAUCUAUCCAUCUACCGAAUUGAACCCUACCGAGAGUAACGGCGUCAGCUUUGAACCUGACCAGCCCGUUCCGAAUGGUCUCUCGUCCGCUUUACACUGGCAAGGGCUGCCCUUGAGCCCUGGCACACCUCAGUCUGGCUACUAUCUAUAUCCCAAUCAAUACGAAAGGCCUCCUUUUCCGCAUCAGUCCUCCACCUCGUCGUCGGGAAGAGACAUUACUGGCGCUGGUGCGGGUGCGGGUGUGGCCAAGGUAGCGAUCCCUCGAGCUGCGCCGUAUAGCAUCCGUUCGCAGCGUCGCCGGUCGGCGCGAGCCUGCGAGCCUUGCAGACAGCGCAAGAUCAAGUGCGACGGCAACAAGCCGGUCUGUCGACAAUGCCAUGAGCACAAUGUCACCUGUUCCUAUCUGGAUGUGAAGCGGGUGCGCGAUCAGAAGCAGUUGGAGAUCUUGUCGCACCGAGUCAAAGAGUAUGAGAGUUUACUGCGGGACUUGGAGACGGAGGUGGACGCGAACGCUGCGCGACGCAUUAGGAGGACUCUAAAGUCAUCCAACGGCGACAAUGAGGGCGGUGCGCUAUCGGACAGUUCCAGCUCGUCGGCCGGGUCGCUCAACGCCAUCGACCUGGUCGAAGAGGAUCUGAACCGGAGCCACAAGACGCGAGCGACUGGGUAUUUUGGGAAAAACUCCGAGGUGUCCUGGAUGCAGAAGCUGGAGGACGAAGCCGAGAACCGCAGUCGCAUGUUCGACGGGAACUUCGAGACUCUGGGUCUCGAAGAGCAACAACAGCUGCAGCAGAAGAACGAUGUCCCCAUCGCGACGAUGAGCUACCACCUCGAUGAUCUGAACAUCCCGCUCAUGGACGAUGUCGACCCGUAUGACUUGCCGCCGAAGGAGCUCGCGGACCGGUUCUUCGCGGCGUACAUGGAGUCGGUGCAUCCAGGGUUCGAGGUGAUCCGGAAGACCAUCUUUGCGACCCAGUACCGACAGUUCUUUAGUCAGCCGUCCAAGCCGCCGAGACGAUGGCUGGCGAUCUUGAACAUGAUCUUUGCCUUGGGUUGCCGGUAUUGUCUCUUGUUGAACGGUACAGCCAGUGUCGGAAGCGACGAGGACUGGGACGACCUUGUCUACUUUAACCGCGCGCGGAAACUGUGUCUGGACGAGACCGCGCUCUUUGAACAUACCGACCUACAGCAGAUCCAGGUGGAGAUAUUGGUCGCCCUGUAUCUGCUAACCUUGGGCCAAAUCAACCGUGCCUCCAACUUUGCCAGCAUGGCCUUCCGCUCCGCGCUGUCGCUGGGAAUCAACCUGCGGUUUGAGGACGACCGAACGCAUCACGCGUCCAAGGAAGCCCGCAGCCGGCUGUGGUGGUCCAUCUACGUGGUUGAGCAUCUCCUGACAGCCACGACAGGACGCGCCUCCUGCGUCAGCGAAGGCCUCAGCGCCGCGCCGCUCCCCAUUCCCUUCGAAGAAGAAAACUUCGACAAACCGCACGCCCUGCAGCUCUUCCAGAACGCAGCGAUGCGGGCCAGCCAUCUCAAGCUCACCCUUUUCGAGACAGACGAAGAAGCCCAGUCGAAUGCGCAGUGGCUUGCCAGCUGCGAGCCCAGCCCCUCGCUCUUCUUCCAUUGUCUGGUCGACCUCUGCACCAUCACCCAGGCCGUCAUCAACAAGGUCUACAGUAUCCAAGGGCUCCGCGACACAGCCAGCCAACUCGAACAGCGCGUCCGCAAAUACUCCGCAAAACUGGACAUCUGGCUCGCCCAGCUACCCCCGGUCUACCGCUUCACCUCACAGCAGCAUCCACACGAUACCCUGCACCUCCCCGACGACGGCUUCAUGCGCGAACGCGUCUGCCUCGCGAUCGCCUACUACAGCGCCCGCAUCACCAUCAGCCGACCCUGCCUCUCACAUUCAAACCCCAAGUCCUCUAAGGAGCCCUUCUCAAAGGAACCCUCCUCCCCCUCCACCCCUUCCUCCCCCCCAGACGCACCCAACCCGAAAUCAACCACCCGGUCAAUGUCCACCACCACCACCACCAACGAACCCAGCAGCGGCCCGAGCAAUAGCAGCGGGCCCAACAACAGCAGCGGCACCACCAGCGGCACCACAACCAACAGCUUCCCCGGCAGCAACCGCCGCACGAACCUCUCCGCCUCCUGCCUCCGCUCCGCCUGCACCCUCAUCUCCAUCCUCCCCGAGACCCCCGACCCCGCCUGGCUCCUCCGCUUCUCCCCCUGGUGGAGCAUCCUCCACUACCUAAUGCAAGCUACCACCGCCCUCUUGCUGGGUUUGUCGUCGUCUGCCCCCCUCCCCGAGACCCCCGUCCCCAACGCCGCGAUCUUCGGCCCUGCCCCCGACACCGCGGCUGUCAUCCGCUGCACCAAGAAGUCCCUCCGCUGGCUGCAUGCCAUGGGGGCGGUUAAUGCCGCGAGUCGGAGGGCGUUCAUCCUUUGCGAUAGUUUCAUGAGGAGGAUUGCGCCCAGUAUGGGUGUUGAGGUGGGUGAUUUGCCCGAUGUGGCGGGGUUGCCUGCUUCGUCUACGCCGACUGCUGUGAAUUCGACUACUCCGAGUUUUAUGCCGGGUGGUAAUGGUAAUGGUAAUGGCAACGGUAACGGUAACGGCAAUGGAAAUGGAGGAGAGGCGUCGGAUGGCGCGUGGGGUUGA
Molecule: messenger RNA, 2679 nt
Organism: Aspergillus fischeri NRRL 181
Lineage: Eukaryota; Fungi; Ascomycota; Eurotiomycetes; Eurotiales; Aspergillaceae
Product: putative transcription factor
Exons: 1
Coding region: 1-2679 (892 amino acids)
Biological process (GO): DNA-templated transcription; regulation of DNA-templated transcription
Molecular function (GO): zinc ion binding; DNA binding; DNA-binding transcription factor activity, RNA polymerase II-specific
Source: RefSeq, a predicted model, not a curated record